GUACUUUCCUCAGUGCCACCAUUCACUGUAAUUCACCAAUCUUGACAGAAAAUUCUAGACUCACAUGCAACUUCUAUUCUCUUCCACCAUAUCGAUAUCUAAUAAUUAACCUUCUAAUUUAUAACUUGUACAAUACAAACAUUGACUUUACAAUCUUUUACACUUAAAAAUAAUUAAAUAUUUAAUCUUCAAUCUUCAAUCUUCAUUCCACUCCCUCUACAAGUUUCAUCCCCAUUUCAAAUCCUCAACUUCAAAAUAAUAGUAAAACACUAGAAUCCAAGAUGAGCUCCAACAGGCUUCUGCGAGGGAGCUGCCACUGCGGUAGGAACCAAUACACAGUUCAGAUUCCUACUGUUCCUACUGGCACAACUGAAGCUGCCCAGGUUCUUUUUGAUUCAACUGCAACUCAUAGAAUCUCUUCCGCUACGCCACUUUCAGCCUUCCUAAGAGUUCCGCUCUCCUGGUAUCAUAGCCAGACUUUUCCGUUCUUUCCCGACGAGUCGAGGGCCAAUAUUCGACGUGUCUAUUCACAUCCUUCCGAGCAAAGCGCCAUGCGACAAUUCUGCGGAUUCUGUGGCACUCCUCUGACUUAUUGGUCAGAAGACCCCAGAAGCGAAGCCGACUAUAUCCAUUUGACCCUUGGAAGCCUGUUGACUGAAGAUCUCCAUGACCUGGAGGAGCUCGGUCUGAUUUCUGACGAGGCGGAACAAGAUCCUAUGGACAUUGUCCCUACUCGCACCUCUAACCAAGGAUCCCAAUUGAUCGGACGUGACAUAACCGGCAUUCCGUGGUUCGAAACUAUGAUCCUAGGUAGUAGAUUAGGCAAUAUGCACACCACACGAACUGUGCAACAGAGUCGAGAUGGUAAAGUUCGGGUUGAAUACGAAGUCACGGAAUGGACAGAAGACGACGCAUCGGAGAACGAGGAAGAAACGCCUGGAUCUUCUGCAACGGGUAAGAGAAAACGUGGACAAGUCGACAACGGAGUAGCCAGCAAUGCUGCGAGUACUGUUACCUAAGGUUAGGUUAGGACAGUCCUUUCGGCCACCAUCCAUGCGGUCGAUUAUCAGUCUACCUACCUCUACCUACUUAUUUUAUGACGAUUACGCCUAAGGGGGGCAUCGGUGGGAAUGAGCAACGAAAAAAAAAACUGGAGAAAGAGGUCAAGUGCUGCAGCAUCUGUCGGUAACAUGC
This is a messenger RNA of Hypoxylon fragiforme, 1194 nucleotides long. RefSeq lists its product as uncharacterized. The coding region runs from base 282 to 1019 and encodes 245 amino acids. The record is from RefSeq and is a predicted model, not a curated record. NCBI's taxonomy places the organism in Eukaryota, Fungi, Ascomycota, Sordariomycetes, Xylariales, Hypoxylaceae. The transcript has 2 exons.